Messenger RNA from Gaeumannomyces tritici R3-111a-1, 333 nucleotides. RefSeq lists its product as hypothetical. The transcript has a single exon. Bases 1 to 333 code for a protein of 110 amino acids. The record is from RefSeq and is a predicted model, not a curated record. NCBI's taxonomy places the organism in Eukaryota, Fungi, Ascomycota, Sordariomycetes, Magnaporthales, Magnaporthaceae.
AUGCUCGAAAACAAGUCGUGCGCGUCGUCGGGGAGCUGGGAAAGAGGCGAGCUGGAAGGGUGGGUAAGGUGGACAGGCUUGACGAGGGUUCCAAGGUCAAGGACGCCCUCGGCGGGGCCAGUGAGGCGAGAGCUGGGGGCAGACGUUGGUAGGGGGCUGGAGAGGCGUCGUUGGCGCCAUCGGAAUGGUGGUCGGGGUGUCGAUGGUGCCGGCGCGGUACGAGUCGGGGGAGCCUCCGCCCGUCACCGAGUCGCCCGGGAGGAAUCCUUCGGCAUCGUCGAUGAUAAGGGUAACGCUUCAACACACGACCUUGUAGUUAGCUACCAGACCUAG